UUUCAAGACAUUCUCUAUAUUUUUUCAAUCGCUCUGUUCGUAUAAUUGAAAGUUCGCGAUUCAUAUUUCUUUCCGGCGGCGGAAGAGGACGGCAGAGGAUCGUUUCCGUCACUGGUUCGAUGGCCGGCGGUUCAGAUACGGCCGAAACUGUUACCUUAACUUGUGCCCGAUGCGGCAAGCCUUCCCAUCUUCAGUGUCCGAAGUGUAUGGAGCUGAAGCUUCCUCGUGAGGGUGCUGCUUUCUGUUCUCAGGAUUGUUUCAAGGCAUCUUGGAGCACUCACAAAUCAGUACAUUUAAAAGCAAAACUGUCCUUGAUAGGGACCGGUAAUUCUGGGGAACAGAAUUCAGAUCUUGCGAGUGAAGGUUGGCUAUAUUGCUUGAAGAAAGGACAGGCAAGAACACCAAAACUACCCCAUUUUGAUUGGACAGGGACUCUAAGGCCAUAUCCCAUAUCUAGCAGGCAUGAUGUACCUCCUCACAUAGAUCGGCCGGAUUGGGCAGAUGAUGGAAUUCCGAAAAUUGAGCCAAAUAGUGACUUCCAACAUGUUGUUGAGAUCAAAACACCAGAUCAAAUUGAAAAAAUGAGAGAGGUUGGCAGGAUCUCAAGGGAAGUUCUAGAUGCAGCCGCCAGAGUGAUUCGGCCGGGUAUAACUACUGAUGAAAUUGACCGUGUGGUUCAUGAAGCAACAAUUGCUGCAGGUGGAUAUCCAUCUCCACUCAAUUACCAUUUCUUUCCCAAGUCUUGCUGCACUUCUGUUAAUGAAGUGAUUUGUCAUGGCAUUCCUGAUGCAAGGAAAUUAGAGGAUGGCGAUAUUGUAAAUAUUGAUGUGACUGUGUACUAUAAAGGGUAUCAUGGUGAUCUCAAUGAGACAUAUUUUGUAGGAGAAGUUGAUGAAGAGUCCCGACGUUUAGUCCAGUGUACUUAUGAGUGUUUGGAGAAAGCUAUAGCCAUGGUGAAACCUGGAGUUAGAUUCCGUGAUGUUGGAGAAGUUAUUAAUCGCCAUGCUUCAAUGUCAGGCUUGUCUGUGGUCAGGUCAUAUUGUGGGCAUGGCAUUGGAGAGCUCUUUCAUUGUGCCCCUAAUAUUCCUCAUUAUGGAAGAAACAAAGCAGUCGGUGUGAUGAAAGCCGGGCAGACCUUCACAAUUGAACCAAUGAUCAAUGCAGGCGUGUGGCGUGAUCGAAUGUGGCCUGAUGGGUGGACCGCUGUUACUGCUGAUGGCAAACGAAGUGCUCAGUUUGAACACACCCUCUUGGUAACAGAAACUGGAGUUGAAGUCCUCACAGCUCGGCUGCCCACAUCUCCUAAGGUCUUUCCAUGGCUGAGCUGAUAAUCAACAAAUCACAAUGGCAACAAAUGCAAGAAAAUCAUAAAUCUUGAAGCUCCCCAUUUUUGGCCUCAGUUUCAUAAGAUGCGAGAUUUCUCAUUUCACACGUUUCUUGGAAACUUGGAAACAUAACACAAUAAUGUCAUCAUAGUGUAAUGGAACUGUUUGUUUAAUUUAUACUAGCUAUUUUCAUCAGUUGGACUUGAGGGUGAUGAAGCCAAGUUGAUAAAUUUGAGCCCCAUUUAUUGCCCUCCCUUAAUUAUCUUCUAUAUACACACAAUACCUUCGAGGUUCGACUUGUUUGUAAUGUCUACUGUUUGAUUCUGUA
Molecule: messenger RNA, 1653 nt
Organism: Benincasa hispida (wax gourd)
Lineage: Eukaryota; Viridiplantae; Streptophyta; Magnoliopsida; Cucurbitales; Cucurbitaceae
Gene: MAP1A
Product: methionine aminopeptidase 1A
Biological process (GO): proteolysis
Cellular component (GO): cytosol
Molecular function (GO): metalloaminopeptidase activity
Source: RefSeq, a predicted model, not a curated record